This is a messenger RNA of Fundulus heteroclitus (mummichog), 5523 nucleotides long. It is a transcript of the gene lmtka, whose product is annotated as apoptosis-associated tyrosine kinase a. Lineage: Eukaryota; Metazoa; Chordata; Actinopteri; Cyprinodontiformes; Fundulidae. Bases 428 to 5140 code for a protein of 1570 amino acids. Gene Ontology annotation, molecular function: ATP binding; protein tyrosine kinase activity. The record is from RefSeq and is a predicted model, not a curated record. The transcript has 15 exons. Gene Ontology annotation, biological process: peptidyl-tyrosine autophosphorylation; brain development.
GAAACCCAAAUACGCAACGGUGACGGUCACAUCUCCAAACGACCCGACUGUCCAGUCAGGAGCGGAGGCAGCCGCCUGUUCGGACCAACAUGUAAACAGAAAUUUGUUCUGAAAAAGGUGCAGCCAGAGACCCGACUGAAUCUUUGGAGCAGACGGGAUUUUUACUCAGAAAAUUGUUUGGGGAAAAAAACAGCGGAUCAUCGGUUCACCUGGCAACCGACUACGUGCCCUGAAUGAGGAGGAUGCGUUGAACUGGAUGUUGCUGCCAAAGAAAUAGAUGUGAUUAAAAUAAAUAAAAAUGACAGCCCUUGUCAACAUCUGUCUCCAACUGCGCUGGAGCUGAAGGUGAAGCGGGGCUUUCUUCUGCAAGGUGCGAUGGAAGAAAAAUGCGUCGUUUUAAAGCUCCUACUUCAGCGCAGCGAGGAGGAUGGUGUUUGCCCUUCAUGUGAUUGUCAUGUCUUCGGCGUUUUUCAAUCCCAGCUUCGCCUUCAGUUCCCACUUUGAUACAGAUGGGGCGCCGCUGAGCGAGCUAUCCUGGCCCUCUUCUCUAGCAGUUGUUGCCAUCUCCUUCUCUGGCCUCUUCACGUUUGUCUUCCUCAUGUUGGCCUGCCUCUGCUGCAAGAAGGGAGACAUUGGGUUCAAGGAAUUUGAAAACACAGAGGGAGAAGAGUACCAGGCAGAUCUCUCCGCUCUGGCCUCGCCUUCCUCCCAGAACGGGCCUGAGGUUUACAUCCUUCCCCUCACCGAGGUCUCCCUGCCCGUCUCCAAACAGCCCGGCAGAUCAAUACAGCUGCUGAAAUCAUCCGACAUCGGACGCCAUAGCCUGCUGUAUCUGAAAGAGAUUGGACAUGGCUGGUUUGGAAAAGUUCUGCUGGGGGAAGUCACAUCAGGUGUCAGCACCACCCAGGUGGUGGUGAAGGAGCUGCAUGCCAGUGCAAGUGUCCAGGAUCAGAUCCAAUUCCUGGAGGAGGCCCAGCCAUAUCGAACCCUCCAGCAUCAUGCACUCCUGCAAUGCCUGGCACAGUGUUCAGAGGUCACUCCCUAUCUGCUGGUCAUGGAGUUUUGUCCUCUGGGAGAUCUUAAGAAUUACCUCGGCAGCUGUCGGGCCACUGAUGCCGAGACUCCAGACGCCUUGAUCCUCCAGAGAAUGGCUUGCGACAUUGCUUCAGGGCUCCUUCACCUUCACAAACACAACUUUAUCCACAGUGACCUGGCCCUGCGAAACUGCCUUCUUACUUCAGAAAUGUCUGUUAAGAUCGGAGACUAUGGACUCUCUCACAGCCGAUAUAAGGAUGACUACUUCAUAACACAAGACCAGAUUUGGGUGCCUCUGCGCUGGAUCGCACCAGAACUCAUAGAUGAAGUCCACGGAAAUCUGCUGGUUGUUGAUCAAACCAAAAGCAGUAACAUAUGGUCUUUUGGUGUGACUUUAUGGGAGCUCUAUGAGCUGGGAAACCAGCCGUACAGACAUUACUCUGACAGACAAGUGUUGACAUACGCUGUGAAGGAACAGCAGCUUAAACUACCCAAACCCCAGCUGCAGUUCCCCCUGGAUGACCGCUGGUAUGAAGUGAUGCAGUUCUGCUGGCUGCAGCCCGAGCUCAGGCCGAGCAGCGAGGAAGUUCACCUUUUGGUCACAUACUUGUGUGCCAAAGGCUCGAGUGAAGCUGAGGAAGACUUUGAGCAACGUUGGAAUGCCUUGAAACCAAAUUUGCUUUGCAGCACAUCACAUACAGCUGCAUCUACAUCCCUGGUCCUCACUCCCACCCCUGCUGACCCCAGUGCAGACAUAACUCAGGCAGUGGAGCUGGCCUCUUCUGCCUCAUCCUCCUUCCCUCUCUUGGAGCACUUCUCUGACAGUUUUCACUCUGACACAGGAGAUGACCUCCUGACCGUCACCGAGACAAGCCAUGGCCUCAACUUCGAGUACAAGUGGGAGCCGGCCCGAGCAGAACAGCCCUACUGCUCCUCUUCCACCAGUGGGCAAUUGGGCCAGGAGAACCCACACUACCAGGAUAUUUACUAUUCCAACACAGGAAGUACCUCAGUGGGCUGUAGGACAGACAGCCUGACAUCAGGCAAGUCCCCAUCCUAUUAUGAAUCAGAACACACCAGUGUUGUACCAGUGCUUAGUGCCCACAGCCCCUCUAUAAGCAGUGAGUACUACAUUCGCAUAGAAGAACCUGUCCAAUGCAACAUCAAGUUUUGUGAUGGCAUCGGGGACUACUGUUCAGAACUGCAAUCUACUAACACAAGGUUCUCACCUGAUAAUCAAGCUAAUUCUUACUGGUCAACCACAGACAACAUCAAAUCCAAUGAUUCAAGCCCCGCCAUUCAACUACGCACACAUCCACUGCUGAGCCCUUUAUCUAAUAACAGUGCUGUAAAGUCAGGUUGUUCUCAUAAUUCACUUCCGUCUUACAGCAGUAAGGCCUUCUACUGUGACGAAUCACCACUACCCAAGAUACAGAAGCAAUCCUCUCCCUCUACACUGGAAAAGUCACCAGAGAUUCAAUCGAACCAUCUUAAUACAGACGGUCUGUUAGAAAACCCACGCAGUUUAUCACUGGCUGUCAGCAGCCCCAGUUUAGGGUUCUGCGAUCCCUACCUUGAGCCGCACACAGGUCACAACACAGUCAACGAAAGCUGCCAUAAUAUGUUGGGCCCCCUCAGAAAGACUCUACCCAUUGUUAACCACGUUGACAUAGAUGUAGGAGAGGAUGAUGAUCCACAGUUAGCUCGGCGGAAAAGUAGAGAAGCAGAGGAUAAAACCAACUGGAUCUCAAACCGCUCGGCAAACAACAACAGCUUUGACAGCAGGCAGACAGGCAGCGGGAACGACAGUUCCACGACUCUUUCAUCAGAUGCAACAGAAGCAUGGGCUUUAACCAAGGCCACCACAAGGACCUUCCAAAGCUUCAAGCCUUGUGGCACCUUGGGGGGCAGUGACGAAGGUCCUGAAUGGAGUGCAUCUUGCAUGUCUGUCGGUUUAGACUCAUACAUUCAGAUAUGCCACAAAGAGUCAGCUGAAGAGGAGAAGCCACCAACAUUGGAUUGCUUUCAAAGCAACAAUGCUCUAACCAGUUCAAGCAAGAACAGCAGUGGUACAGAGGGUGGGAAAAUGGAACCUAAGACUGAGCAAAAAGGAACCUUGUGCGAUAUACAGACGAGCAACAUGUGGGAGGGAGUUUCAGCUAGAACAUCUGUUGGUCUGAGUGGCUUGAGGCUGAAUUAUGCAGAGACAUCAAAAAGCAGCAGAAACCAGCAACAUGCAAUAGACAUUAGGGACUGCAGCAGCUGCCUGGUUGAACUUGGUGACUACAGUGAGGAUGAGGAAGAUGACAUGGCAGAUAUUACAUCAGGGAUCUUUGCUGACUUCAACCUUGACCUUAGUGAGGUUGAGGAGGAGGAGAUUUCAGAGGGGAAUUCAGACACUCUGGGUGCCAUUAAUGUGCUAUCAUCAGCGGCAAGCUCCUGCAACCAGGCCUUCAGCCCUGAUCCCUACAACACACCCAUCCUGCCCAAAUCUCUGGAUAGUGGCUAUGAUACAGAAAACAAUGAAUCUCCAGAGUUUAUGUUCAAAGAGCUUGGAGAUCCACUGGGAGGUGAAAGUUGUCCUAGGCUGGGUGGAGAAUCUGAAAUUGCUUUGCAUGUUGGUUUAGGGCAGGGUGUCUGCAAUUCAACAAUCACCUCAGAGCUACACGUAAAGAGCCUUGUGGAUAGCAACCCAUACAGAGACUCUGCUUAUUUCUCCGACUAUGAUCUAGAAAUUGAGAGGAGUCCCAAAAAAGAAGCGAAGAUGUUCCUUUCAGAAUCUGGGAAAUGUCUUGGGUCAGACAAUACCUUGAGCUCUGCAGAAGAACCUAUUCAUGAAGAUAAUCUGAACUGUCAGAGGAAUUUAACAAACCUGAGACAUUUCAAAGGUUGCAUUUUGGCAAAUCUCUCAGGGGCCAACUUGCAUUCAGCCCAUAAUGUCCAAACCCCCGAGUUGUCCAUGCUGUCACCAUUUCCUCCACAGAUGGGUGGGUGCCUCACCAAAGAAGCUGCUCCUGCUGAUGAUGAUCUGGGACUGGGCACCGAGCAUUCAGGGGAAGAGUCUGCAUCUGAGUUAAACUCCUUAAAUGGAUCAGAACCCUCCUCCUCUGUCCUGGAAGCAUCUGCAAAACAUGAAGAGGGUAGCAGGGGAGCAGAAGGCUGCUCAUCCGUCCAUUUAUCAUUGUCUGGCUGCUCCAUCUCUGAAUGUAGAGAUAAAACCUGUGAAGAAAAUGAAAAUGCUGAGGAAUCCAAUGAGGAAGCUAAGCUACCUGAACAGAAGGAUGUUGACGAGGAGAAUGAGCACCAAAAGGAGGGUGGGAGAAUAAACGACGAGGAUUUUGAGGACAUUGAUGCAGAGGAAUGUGACAGCUUAUGUGAGGAAUCCAACGGUCCUCAUGACCUCUCCACCUCCUCAUCAUUGUUGGAGCUAUGCGGAGAAGAUGUAAGAGCGCCGCUGGAAGAGGCUGAAGAUGAAGACGACUCGGAUGAAAGCGAGUCUGACGAAGAGUUGAGAACCUACAACAUCCAAGAUGAAGAGAGCGAGGAGAGUGAAGAAGAUUUCAGCACAGUCCCAGUGGUGGUGAGUGACAGCAGCAGGGCGAGACACCUCCGCAGCCUCCUGAAGAUGCCCACCCUGCUUAGCGAAUCCUUCUGUGAGGAGUUGGAGCAGAAGAAAAAAGCUGUAUCCUUUUUUGACGACGUCACAGUGUUUCUUUUUGACCAGGAGAGUCCCACUGGAGAACUGGCUGACUGCUCGUUUUCUUCUGGAGAAGAGCUCAUUGACCAGGAAACAUCAAACUCAGAUCUCGAAGCUCAAUCUACUGAUACUCACUGUUUUGCUAAGGAAACUGAAGGAAACAGCUCAGCACAUGAUAGGAAUUACGAAUGGAAAGAUGAGCAUUCUGUGGAGACCUGUCCAUCCUCACUUCUCCCCAUCACGGAUCCUGUGUCCUCACACACUUCUGUCACCGAUGCAGCUGAAGUUCCUAAACCUGUUGCCGUUCCACUUAACCGUUUCAUGGUCUCUCGAUUCUCCAUCACACAUGUGUCUGACUCCCAAACGGGCACAGCGACAGGGAACAGUGAAGAUAAUCCAAAACACUGAGUCUCACAGGAAAGACCAGAGGAGGCGGAGCCAGAAAAGCAGCAUUAUUCUAUUCAAGAUGAUUUACAGAGUUGUAUUUUAUUUUUAUUAGUGUUUGGGACAUCUUAUUCUGAGACCCUUUAUGAGACAGUGCCUCAUAUUGUGGUUGGAUACUUUAUUGACUUGCACAAGCUUUUUUUUUUUGAUAUGAAUGCAAUAGCCGUAGGAGUUAAAAUUAAAAUUUUAAGAACUCCAGAAUGUGGAUACAGAUUUAGAUCAUAUGGUUUGGGGUAAAAGAAAAAAUAAAUCCUGGUUCCUGGUUCUGCAGCUCCAUAAUUUUGCUUCAUGAAACUGUUUUGGUUUUGGUAAGUGUUUUUUUUUUUUUUUUAUUUGCAAGACAAAAA